Botrytis fragariae is the source of this 1038-nucleotide messenger RNA. Its product is annotated as putative wd-repeat protein pop3 protein. Lineage: Eukaryota; Fungi; Ascomycota; Leotiomycetes; Helotiales; Sclerotiniaceae. Gene Ontology annotation, cellular component: TORC2 complex; TORC1 complex. Gene Ontology annotation, molecular function: protein binding. The record is from RefSeq and is a predicted model, not a curated record. Gene Ontology annotation, biological process: regulation of actin cytoskeleton organization; TOR signaling. The transcript has 5 exons. Bases 1 to 1038 code for a protein of 345 amino acids.
AUGUCCGUUAUUCUACCUCAAAUGGCAUAUCAAUCCAUUCUCGUUCACGGACAAGGAGACCCUGUUAACAUUCUUUGCGUUCUCGUUACAGCUGGCUACGACCACACAAUCAGAUUUUGGGAGGCCCUCUCUGGUAUCUGUUCUCGAACAAUUCAACACCCUGAUUCUCAAGUCAAUCGAUUAUGUAUAUCCCCAGAUAAGCGUUUCUUAGCUGCGGCUGGCCAUCAUACUGUCAAGCUUUAUGACAUUAAGUCAACCAAUCCAAAUCCGCUUCUCACAUUCGAGGGACACACAGGAAAUAUUACAGGCGUCGCAUUCCAUUGCGAAGGAAAAUGGAUGGUUACAAGCUCUGAGGAUGGCACAGUUAAGAUCUGGGAGACUCGGAGUGGUACCGUCCAAAGAAGUUAUAGUCAUGGCUGCCCAGUUAACGAUGUAGUGAUUCAUCCCAAUCAAGGAGAAAUCAUUAGUUGUGAUCGCGGAGGUAGUGUUCGUAUUUGGGACCUUGCAGAAAAUAACUGCUCCCAUCAACUUAUUCCAGAGGAAGACGUACCUGUUUCCAGCGUCACUGUCGCAACUGAUGGAUCAACCUUGUGUGCUGGUACUAACUCGGGCAGCGUCUACGUUUGGCAGCUCCUUCAAUUCCGCGAAAAGACUCAGCUUAUGCCGAUUACUCACUUCAAAGCUCACAACCAGUACAUCACUAGAGUUCUUCUCUCUCCUGACGUUAAGAAACUCGCAACAUGUAGUGCCGACCAUACGGCCAAGAUUUGGGAGGUAGACUUUACUGCCCUAGCUCCUAAUCCAAACCAGCCUCAAACAGAAGCAAGAGCAUUCAAUCUUGAAUCAACCUUGACUGGUCAUCAAAGAUGGGUCUGGGAUUGCGCUUUUAGUGCCGAUUCGGCUUACCUUGUUACUGCCUGUUCAGAUCACUAUGCUCGUCUUUGGGAGUUGCACAGUCAGUCAGUAAUCAGACAGUACAAUGGUCAUCAUCGCGGACUCGUUUGCGUUGCUUUGAAUGAUUAUUCCGAAGCUCGUUAA